GACCCGAGCACGCUGAUGCGACUAGUCCUCGUGCCUGCGGAUGCGGCAGUUGGGUCCGUCGUCUACCGCGUCCGAGCAUCCGACCCGGACUUUGACUAUCCACUGCACUUCGAACUUAUUGGACAAAUGGGUCGUUUAGACAUCGGCAUCGAGACAUUACCAUGCACGCGUUACAACUCAGUAUGUCAGGCCAACGUGAUACUACUUCGGAGGCUGGAGCCAGGGCGAUACGUGGACUUCAGGCUGUCAGUUCGCAACACCAGAGGGAGAAGUGGGCGGAUCGCCUGCUCCAUUACCGGCACCAACGCCACCACCCCAAGAGACACUAUAUUUCCCCACCAGCCUGGCAUUAUAUUAGUUCCUGAGGACGCAAAACGUGGAACAGAUCUUGAAAUAGUUAUUGCCAGGAAAAAUCCAUUGUCACCGAAGCCGUUGGAGUUAGAACUUUGGGGUUCUCCGCUUUUUGCAAUAAGACAGCGUCGAGUGUCCACUGAGAACACGGAAGGAACGAUAUUUCUCGUUGGACCAUUGGAUUUUGAAGCUCAGUCUAUGUACCACUUGACAUUAUUAGCUGUGGAUCCCUAUGUAGAACUGGGCAAAGAUACUCGAAAUAUUGCUGGGUUAGAGAUAGUAGUUGUAGUUCAAGAUGUUCAAGAUAUGCCACCGGUGUUCACGUCAGCUCCUCCCAUCACUCAUCUGCCGCGGCAAGUCGCGCCUGGGGAUAUGGUAGUAAAAGUUCGAGCUGAAGAUGGAGAUAAAGGAGCACCCCGACAGAUACGAUACGGUCUAGUAUCCGAGGGAAACCCGUUCACACCAUUCUUCAAUAUCAAUGAAACUUCAGGUGAAGUGACUCUAGAGCGACCGAUUGAAGAGAUAGCGGCGAUAUCUCACGCAGGAGCUCCAAUUCUUCUCACAGUGGUAGCAGAAGAGGUACGGCUGUCAAGAGAAGAACCAGAAGCAAUGUCGUCAACUGUGCAGCUCGCCUUUAUAUUGCCAGAACGAGAUAAUUCACCUCCAUAUUUUGAGAAUGAGUCUUACAUCACUUACUUGGAUGAAAAUGCACCUCAAGGAACAGCACUGGUAUUUAAUGAUCCUUACAUUCCGCAAGUUAAUGAUAACGAUGCCGGUAAAAAUGGCGUAUUCUCUCUGUCGUUAGUUGGAAAUAAUGGAACGUUCGAAAUAUCUCCAACGGUCGCGGAGAGGCACGCACAGUUCAUCAUCAAAGUGCGAGACAAUACGAUGCUGGAUUUCGAAGCUCGGAAAUCAGUUAUUUUUCAGAUUUUAGCUCAAGAGCUCGGUCCAGCUACAAACUUGUCUGCAACAGCAAAUGUGACUGUCUAUUUGAAUGAUGUGAAUGAUAACCCUCCUGUAUUCUUGGCUCUUUCUUAUGAUGUAGAGGUACCUGAAAAUGCGACAGCUGCUACAAGAUUAGUACAAGUUGCGGCUGAUGAUGUAGAUACGGGAGCGUUUGGAAAAAUUCAGUAUACUGCCAUACUAGGAUACUUGAACACAUCUUUAAAUUUAGAUCCUAUAUCGGGAGUAAUAACUAUAGCUACAAAUAAUCAUGGUUUCGACCGCGAAGCAAUGCCAGACUUGCAUUUUUUAGUAGAGGCUAGAGAUAAUGACGGCGUAGGUUUAAGAGUAACAGUGCCAUUAAUUAUUAAGUUAUUAGAUGUAAAUGACAACCCACCAGAAUUUGAAAGGUCGCAAUACGAAUUCGUAUUAUCGCCAAGUUUAAAUAAUUUUACUUCAGCGGCUUUCGUAAAGGCAGUUGAUAAAGACGCUGAACCACCAAAUAAUAUUGUAAAAUAUGAAAUAAUUGAAGGGAAUCGGGAAGGAAAAUUGACGAUUAAUGAAGAUACAGGUGAAUUAUAUAUAUUAGAAACCUUAAAAAAGUCAAAAAAACAGAAUGUUUAUAGGCAGAAACGUCAGUAUGAUAGCGAAGAUGAAACUGAAGUUUUCAUGUUAACCGUUAGAGCUUAUGACCUUGGUGUUCCAAAGCUAUAUUCAACGACGACUGUGAAAAUUUACCCCCCAGAAAGUAAGACACGUACGAUGUCUUUUAUCGUACCAGGAGCAAAUCCAGAUCGAAAAAAGUUAGAAGAAGUAUUAAGCACAUUAUCAGGGGGAAAAGUUACAAUAAUAGAUGUAAAACCAUAUCGAGGAAAUGACGAUAAAGGAACAACAGAUCUUAGUGGCCGAGAGUCUGGUCAAGAUAAAAGUGUGGUCACUGCAGUGGUUCGAAUGGCCGGAAACUCAGCAAUUAAUGUUGCAAAAUUACAAGAACAAUUAGCGAAAAAUAUGACUGUGUACACUACAACAACCGUGCAUAAAGAUCAAACAGCAACAGCAGAAGAUAAUAACUCAGGGGUGUAUAGAGCAGAAAGCCGAUUAUUAUUUUGGCUCCUAAUUUUACUAGCAAUAUUGAUUGCUUUAGUUUUACUGUUUCUUAUAUGUUGUUGUAUAUGUGAAGGAUGUCCUCUAUAUAUGCCACCAAGGAAAAGAGUGAUACGUGUCAACUCCACAGAGGACGACGUGCAUUUAGUGGUUCGCGACAAGGGAGUUGGGAGGGAAAACAAGUCGACGCAAAAUAUAGAAAAUAAAUCAAUUCAAGAACCUGAAUGGAGAAGACGGGAAGCAUGGAGCGCUGAACAAACAGAUUUAAGGACGAAACCAACACAGUGGAAAUUUAAUAAAAGGAACUAUAGAUUAAAAGAACCAAGUAAACCGGCAUCAACACCUGGUAAUAUUCGACAGGAAUUCGUACACGCUGCCACAGACAACGAUUACAAAUACGAUGAUACUAGACAUUCUAUCCGCCGCAGGGAUGGACCAAACAUAAUUUAUACUAAAGAAAUGCAACAAAAAGAAGCCUUCGCAAAUAAACACAAAGAAUAUAUUGAAGAUUUGGAAAAUGGUUAUGAUAGAAUUGCUACGCUACACCAUCAUCGUAAGGAACAAGAUAACGAUUCCAUAAGAAGACAUGAAAUAGACAGAGGUUCUGAAGUUGGUGGCUAUGUUGGAUUUGGUGCAGACAAAAACAUACAAGAUAACGUUGAACAUAAUUUGAAGCGCGAGUCUGAUAAAAAUGCCCCCUCUUCUCUUGGUAGAGAUCAAUAUUUUAUUAAAGAAGGGAACACUGAAAUUUUAAGAUUAGUUACUCGAGGCAAGACGGAAGAAGAACGAUAUGUAAACCUUCCCAUCCACACGCAGAGGCCUGUUACAUUAAUACCACAUACGCAAUAUGUUGUAGUAGACAAUGGGAAAGAGUUACUAAUGGAAAGGUUUAUUCGUGAACAAGGUGAAGAAGCCAGCAAUAUAAGAGAAAGAAUGGACAAAAUAGUGACCGAUUUAGAUGACAUUUCAAACGGUAAAGAUAGCAAAAGCGUUGGUCAAAGAUUUAAAGCCGACAUGGAAAAUCAAAAUCAAUCAAAUGAGUAUUCAAAUUUGCGUUUAGAUGUUCCCGGUGCCGUACCCUUAAAGUCUGAUUACUUACAAUCUGCUUUAAUAGAAAUACAAAACAAGUCCUCUAUUCAUCAAGAAUUGUUAGAAUCCUCUUUGCGCAAACAAAAUGAGCUCCUUCACCAAAUUUUAAUAGAGAGAGAUAGAAUGUUACAGAAUCAGGAAACAGCAUCACAAGUAGAAAGCAAAUUAGAAACUCAAAGUUUGCCAGGACACUCGGUCAUGGCUACUCAAACAGAAUGUCACAUAGGCACACAGACAGAAGGAGAUUUCACAACUGAGGUAAAAAGAAAAUCACGAAGUGAUAAUGAUUCAUAUAGUGAAGACGAAUCACAAACUUCAACAGACCAAUUGAAAAAGAUAGCAUGGGUCAAAAAGAAAAAACCUAAAAAGAAAAUGAAAUAUAAAAACCCCAGGCGUAGCAUACGUAUUUAUGAACUUAAAAGAAAGAUUAAGACUCCCAUAAUCGAGGAAAGUGAUGUGUCUCCUUCUUUGGAAAGUGAGAAACAUAUAAAAAUUAGCAAAACAAAUGAAAGAGAAGAACGAAUAAAACACUACGGUGAUGUCACCAAAAGCACAAUAACUACGUCAAAAAAUGAGACUAUGAGUUCUACACAAAUAAAAAAUUCUGAAACAGAUAGAAAACCUAAAAUACGACGAGAAGUCUUAAUGGAAAUUGCCGAUUCACUAGAUGAAAAAAUCGAAAACGAUACCGUCGACAAAAAGAUGAAACUGGAAAAAGGGUCUUAUACUACAAACGACAAUGUUACAAAAGACGUUCAGGAAAAUGAUAGUAGUCAAAGUGGAGGUAGUUUAGCAAGUAAAGAUGAAAGAAAUUUAAUUUUUUCAAGACAAGGAUCUUCGACAGAAGAAAAAGAUCGUUCUGUAGACCAAACCACCGCAAAAUUAAAAACAAAAGUAUCUUUUCCGAAUGUAUCAGAAGAAUCUAGUAAAACAUUAUCUGCAAAAAUAGACCCCCAAAAUGAGUCAGUUAAUGUCAAUGAAUCUGCUAAACCUUCACAGAAAAGCUUACCUAGGUACAUGCAGUGGUAUAAUAAAAAACCAAAUACAACAACAAAAUCAACAUCCUCUGAAAAAACUGUACCAGACAAACCUAAACGGCCGUCGAAAACAAAGAUAGAAUCUGACAAAGAAUUAAAGGAAAAGAAUGGAAGAUAUGGUAAAAUAAUUAACAAAGAAAAUCAAAACCAAACUACAGAAACAAAAAAAAACUUCAAAGAAAAAGAAAGUGAAUUCAUUCACCCCCGUAUAUUAAAAGAAGGAAAAGUCACGCCUGUUCCUGAAGGGCCACUACCUGAUGUUCAUCCAUUAUUGCAACAUUCAGAACAUAGAUAUGAGCAUCAAUAUGAAAACCAAAACCCUCUUUGUUACAUUCAACCAACCCAUAUCCCAAAAUACCUUGGGGGGUCUAACAUUCCUGUAUUGCCACGACGUCAGUCUUUAGAACAGCAACCGAUUUAUGUUAAUCAAGAUGAAGUUAAAAAUAAAGACAAACAGCAAGAAAUUUCAGAAAGUGCUUUAACACAUAGUAUAUCAAUUUUAUCAAACUAUGAAGAGGGUAGGAAAGCUGCACAUGAAGUGCAUGUUUCGAAAAUAAAUAUUGGUGGAGAUUCUGUUGUAGAUAUUAACCAAAGGAAACCGAUAUCAAAAAUUGAUGAUAAUGAUUCAGGUAUUGCUAUGAGCACGCUUGUUCAACAGGCAGGAAACAUCAAACGAUUACCAAUAACGGAGAAAAAAAGCGUUUUCACUAUUGCCUAUGACGAUGUUCAAACAAAGCAGCUCAGGCCUGACAGUAGUUCAACAUCUUAUUAAGCAAAACUUAUAAAAUUUUAUUACCCGUAAACAAGAGUGCCUUAUAGAAGUUAUUUUUCUAUUAACUGUAGAGUUUGUUCCGUCCUAUUUAUUGAAUUAAUCAGGUUUUCAUAACGUUAUAACCAUUGUAAAUAGUAUUUUUUAAAUACUUUUAUUAGGUAAUAUUAUUGAAUCAACUGCCUUUAUUUAUGACUGGUUUAUAAAUAAAAUUACCGUAAGAAACAAUUUAUUGUAAAUAAAUCAUAAUUAAAGACCUUGUAUUACUUAAAUUAAUAAUAGCUUUAAUAAAUCUAUUGUAUAUAAUAUCUUCGUCCAUUAGCCGUACAGUUUCAGUACGCAAUUCUAUAUUUGUUAUAAAAUAUAAAGUUAUAUUAUUAUACACUUA
Molecule: messenger RNA, 5680 nt
Organism: Melitaea cinxia (Glanville fritillary)
Lineage: Eukaryota; Metazoa; Arthropoda; Insecta; Lepidoptera; Nymphalidae
Gene: Cad86C
Product: cadherin-86C
Exons: 13
Coding region: 16-5295 (1759 amino acids)
Biological process (GO): homophilic cell-cell adhesion
Cellular component (GO): plasma membrane
Molecular function (GO): calcium ion binding
Source: RefSeq, a predicted model, not a curated record